Nyctereutes procyonoides (raccoon dog) is the source of this 4592-nucleotide messenger RNA. It is a transcript of the gene RHBDF1, whose product is annotated as rhomboid 5 homolog 1. Gene Ontology annotation, biological process: regulation of protein secretion; regulation of epidermal growth factor receptor signaling pathway. Gene Ontology annotation, cellular component: endoplasmic reticulum membrane. The coding region runs from base 1700 to 4336 and encodes 878 amino acids. Gene Ontology annotation, molecular function: serine-type endopeptidase activity. NCBI's taxonomy places the organism in Eukaryota, Metazoa, Chordata, Mammalia, Carnivora, Canidae. The transcript has 17 exons. The record is from RefSeq and is a predicted model, not a curated record.
GUUUAUCCCUGGCAGGGGUCGAGAAUGCCUGAGAAUGCCUGGUAUGGAGAGACUGUCCUGUCUGGCUGAGAGCCUGGCAAGGGAGGAGUAGCACGUGUAGGCUGCAGGAGCCAUGAGCAUCAGCAUUGGGCAGCCUCCCUCUUGCCUUGUGUCCCCCAUCCACUGGUAGUCACUGUCCCCACCGCCAGUGAAGGAGUCCUCCCGUGGCUCCUCCAAAGCUUUGCUUUUCCCCCUCUACCUAAGAAUUGUGUUGAUAUGCCCGUGUUCAAAUAGGAUCCAGUGUGUGUAGGCGGUGCUCUGGCCCCUGGUACCGGUGAGGAUAUGAUCAAAGGUCCCUUGCCCAGGUUCCAGGGCCAGCCGGUAAGGUGGCUGCCACUGCUACCUGUCAGCUUUAUUCUCUGUGUAGUUAGGAACCAGGUCUUGUCUGCAGUCAGGCCUGGCAUGACUUGCUGACGGUGGCAGUGGCUCUGUUCAGAGAGGGCCAGUGCCACCUGGUCACAGGACAGCAAAGGGCCUGAGGACAUCUUUCUAGGCACCGGGAGGCUUGAGUUGCUGUGCCACUGGUGCCCUAGGGUGUUCUGGCAUCUAGUGAAAGGGUCCUUCGGAGACUUGUGGUUCCAGUUCUGUUUUCUCUGGCGCAAUAGAAGAGACCCCCGUGAGGAAGCCCCCCCAGCACUCAUAGCACCUGGUCAGCCCUCCUGCGCCCUGCUGUUGGCACUGCCCUCCUGCAUUCCUUGGUCUUCCUCUGGGUUCUGGGUGAUUCAGGUCCACAGACUCUUGCAGUGUCAAGAGGGAGGGAUCGCUGGGAAAUUCCCACCAGCAUCUCAGCCUCAAGGAAAUGGGUCAUAUUGUGUCUAGCCCCGAGAAUGCAGGGAUGAGCGUACCGGGGGGCAGUGAGCAGGGUCUGAAAGUUGGAGUGUGUGCCCCACACAGCACUGCCUCUGCUCUGAAGGUUUCAGGGUGUAAGGCCCGCCUGGCCUGGGGGUGCCUGCUGGGGAGCAGCGGGGACUGCGGACGGGGUACCCGCUCUGAUCCUGCCUCUGCUGUGAGUGCAAGUGUGUCCUGGGAGGUACGUACAUGAGUGGGAGUGUCCGGUUGUGGUCGUGUGCACGUGUACAAGUGGAUGGAGGUGGGUAUGAAGGUGUGCGCAGUUACGUGUGCGUUUGAGCCUGUAAACAAGUGUGUGUGAGCGUCAGUGGGAGUGGCCGGAGCGUGUGGGUGUGUGUGUGCAGGAACGCAUGGGCACGCGCGUGUGUGAACGUGGCCAGGGUGAGUGUGGGGUGAGGAGUGUGGGGUGAGUGUGGGCCUCCGGAGGUGGUGGGGGGCAGUUUGCAGGGGAUCCAGGGAUGCCGCCCCACAGCCUCCUCCCUCUGGAGCCCGAGUCGAGGCCCAGUGAGGUCAGCCAGGCCUCGCUGUAGAGCGAGCGGAGCCCCGCGGCCUUCCCGGAGGAGGCGGUUGGGCCGGGCGGGCCGCGCGCAUUCCUGAGCCCUGAGUCAGCGCGGCCGCCCCCUCCGGCCGGGCCCGCCCCCGGCGCGCACGCCCCUCGCUCCAUGGCAUUCCCGGGCGGGCGGGGAUCGGCGCGGGCGCCCUCCCGGCGGCGGCGGCGGCGGCGGCGGCGGCGGCCCCUCCCCGGAGCCGUCCGGACCCCGAGGAGCCCUCGGCGGCGGCGGCGGCGGCCCGCCCUGCCCCGCGCGGAACCAUGAGUGAGGCCCGCAGGGACAGCGCGAGCAGCCUGCAGCGCAAGAAGCCGCCCUGGCUGAAGCUGGACAUCCCGGCCGCAGCGCCCCCGGCCCCGGAGGAGCCCAGUUGCUUGCAGGUAGGCCCGGCCGGGGGGCUGCGGGGGGGCCCCCUCCAGCUUCCUCACUCUGACCCCGCCGCCCAGCCCCUGAGACGUCAGGCCUUCCUGCGGAGCGUGAGUAUGCCGGCAGAGACCGCCCCCGUGCCUUCGCCCCACCCGGAGCUCCGGCGGCCGGGGCUGCAGCGCCAGACGUCCAUCACGCAGACCAUCCGCAGGGGCACAGCUGACUGGUUCGGAGUGAGCAAGGACAGUGACAGCACCCAGAAGUGGCAGCGCAAGAGCAUCCGCCACUGCAGCCAGCGCUAUGGAAAGCUGAAGCCUCAGGUCAUCCGGGAGCUAGACCUGCCUAGCCAGGACAACGUGUCCCUGACCAGCACCGAGACCCCCCCUCCACUGUAUGUGGGGCCGUGCCAGCUGGGCAUGCAGAAGAUCAUAGACCCCCUGGCCCGGGGCCGGGCCUUCCGCGUGGCGGAUGACACGGCCGAUGGCCUGAGUACCCCGCACACACCUGUCACGCCUGGUGCUGCUUCCCUCUGCUCCUUCUCCAGCUCCCGCUCGGGCUUCAACCGGUUCCCGCGGCGACGCAAGCGUGAAUCAGUGGCCAAGAUGAGCUUCCGGGCAGCCGCGGCCCUAGUGAAGGGCCGCUCUGUUAGGGAUGGCACGUUGCGCCGGGUGCAGCGCCGAAGCUUCACUCCCGCCAGCUUCCUGGAGGAGGACACAGCUGACUUCCCUGACGAGCUGGACACGUCCUUCUUCGCCCGGGAAGGAGUCCUCCAUGAAGAGCUGUCCACGUACCCAGACGAGGUGUUUGAGUCCCCCUCGGAGGCAGCGCUCAAGGACUGGGAGAAAGCCACGGAGCAGGGCGACCUCACGGGGGGCGCCCUAGACCGCAGCGAGCUUGAGCGCAGCCACCUGAUGCUGCCCCUGGAACGAGGCUGGCGGAAGCAGAAGGAGGGUGGAGCAGCUGCCCCGCAGCCUAAGGUGCGGCUGCGGCAGGAGGUCGUGAGCACGGCGGGUCAGCGGCGCGGCCAGCGCAUCGCCAUGCCGGUGCGCAAGUUCUUUGCCAGGGAGAAGCGGCCGUAUGGGCUAGGCAUGGUGGGCCGGCUGACCAACCGCACGUACCGCAAGCGCAUCGACAGCUACGUCAAACGCCAGAUCGAAGACAUGGAUGACCACAGGCCGUUCUUCACCUACUGGCUCACCUUCGUGCACUCGCUCGUCACCAUUCUGGCCGUGUGCAUCUACGGCAUCGCACCUGUGGGCUUCUCGCAGCACGAGACCGUGGACUCGGUGCUGCGGAACCGCGGGGUCUAUGAGAAUGUCAAGUAUGUGCAGCAGGAGAACUUCUGGAUCGGGCCCAGCUCGGAGGCUCUCAUUCACCUGGGUGCCAAGUUCUCGCCCUGCAUGCGUCAGGACCCGCAGGUGCACAGUUUCAUCCGUGCUGCGCGGGAGCGUGAGAAGCACUCAGCCUGCUGCGUGCGCAAUGACCAGUCGGGCUGUGUGCAGACAUCGGAGGAGGAGUGCUCGUCCACGCUGGCGGUGUGGGUGAAGUGGCCCUUGCACCCCAGUGCCCCAGACCUUGCUGGCCACAAGAGGCAGUUUGGCUCUGUCUGCCACCAGGACCCCAGGGUGUGUGAUGAGCCCUCCUCAGAGGACCCCCACGAGUGGCCAGAUGACAUCACCAAGUGGCCGAUCUGCACCAAAAACAGCGCUGGGAACCACACCAACCACCCGCACAUGGACUGUGUCCUCACAGGCCGGCCCUGCUGCAUCGGCACCAAGGGCAGGUGUGAGAUCACCUCCCGGGAGUACUGUGACUUCAUGAGGGGCUACUUCCACGAGGAGGCCACGCUGUGCUCCCAGGUGCACUGCAUGGAUGACGUGUGUGGGCUCCUGCCCUUUCUGAACCCUGAGGUGCCCGACCAGUUCUACCGCCUGUGGCUGUCCCUCUUCUUGCACGCUGGGAUCCUGCACUGCCUGGUGUCUGUCUGCUUCCAGAUGACCGUCCUGCGGGACCUGGAGAAGUUGGCAGGCUGGCACCGCAUAGCCAUCAUCUACCUGUUGAGUGGUGUCACUGGUAACCUGGCCAGUGCCAUUUUCCUGCCAUACCGGGCAGAGGUGGGCCCAGCCGGCUCGCAGUUUGGCAUCCUGGCUUGCCUGUUCGUGGAGCUUUUCCAGAGCUGGCAGGUCCUGGCACGGCCCUGGCGUGCCUUCUUCAAGCUGUCGGCUGUGGUCCUCUUCCUGUUCACCUUCGGGCUGCUGCCCUGGAUUGACAACUUCGCUCACAUCUCGGGCUUCAUCAGCGGCCUCUUCCUGUCCUUCGCCUUCCUGCCCUACAUCAGCUUCGGCAAGUUUGACCUGUACCGCAAGCGCUGCCAGAUCAUCGUCUUCCAGGUGGUCUUCCUGGGCCUCCUGGCCGGCCUGGUGGUCCUCUUCUACUUCUACCCCGUGCGCUGCGAGUGGUGCGAGUUCCUCACCUGCAUCCCCUUCACCGACAAGUUCUGCGAGAAGUACGAGCUGGAUGCCCAGCUCCACUGAGUCGGUGGGCUGCUGGGCCUGGGGCAUGCACCGGCAGGCCAGAGCUGCCCAGGCCCACCCCGGGCCUCACGUGCAGGGCUUGCGACCUGCCUGCUGCCGGGCCCUGACCUCUCGUGCCUUGUUCACCCUGGUGAACUUAUUGUGCUUCAGGGCAUUUAUUACACUAGUUCCCACGAUUACCUUCUAACUAGUUUCUUGACGACCACCUCAGGUGGCCAAUAAAUGGACCGGGAGCGUUUUAGCUGCCACUAACUUA